Messenger RNA from Coprinopsis cinerea okayama7#130, 3096 nucleotides. RefSeq lists its product as hypothetical. The transcript is spliced from 4 exons. Gene Ontology annotation, molecular function: protein binding. The coding region runs from base 1 to 3096 and encodes 1031 amino acids. Lineage: Eukaryota; Fungi; Basidiomycota; Agaricomycetes; Agaricales; Psathyrellaceae. The record is from RefSeq and is a predicted model, not a curated record.
AUGUUCAUAACAGUCAACACGGACAAGUUGAAGACUAUGCUUGGCAUGUCCAAGGAGCCUGGAAAGCAAUAUCGAGACACACAUGUGCUUCUUACGCUAGGCAAAAGUCUCGUUUGGGAAUACUUGAUAAAAGGAAACAUCCACUAUUUGGACGACGCGGUUGCGCUUUUUCAAGAGGCAAGGCGACUGCUGCCACCCAGGAGCCCCUUUAUCUACACCACCAUCACCCUCCUGUGUCACGUCGCAUGGAUCAGAUAUACGGAGAGUGGUCAAAUGAAGGGUAGGGAAGAGAUGGAUGCAUACAGACAAGAAGAGGAAGAGGAGGACAAGGAAGGACUGGCGGCUUUUCGGAUGGGCACGGAAUUGAAGGAUGGCGAUGAAGCAGAAGUGGAAGAAGCAAUCUCGCAGCUGCUUCUAUCUCUCGUAUACCGGCCGGUUGGUCACCUCGAGCGGUCUGCAUCUCUCGCCAACCUGGCACUUGCACUGUACACCCGCUUCCAACACAGUGGGGACUUACAGGACCUUGAAGAGUCUAUAUUGACCGACCGAGAGGCGCUCUCUCUGCGACCCAGCUAUCACCCCGACCGAUGCUCAACCCUUAACAAUCUCGCCAUCUCUCUAUUGAAUCGCUUUGAAUUCACAGGCCAGCUUGAUGAUCUAGAACAGUGUAUUUCUAUCCACAGAGAAGUCCUCUCCAUAAGGCCCCCAUCUCAUCCCAGCCGCUCCUUCACUCUCAACAACCUGGCAACCGCCCUCCGCACUUGUUUCACGGAGCAGGGCCAAGUCGAAGAUUUGAACGAGGCCAUUUCCCUCCUUCACGAAGUCGCUACCGCAGAGUCACACUCCCACCCCACUUACUACCCCGUUUUAAACAAUCUAGCAGGGUUUCUUCGCCUUCGCUUCGAAACCUCCGGUGGGCGGGACGACCUCGUGGAAUGUAUCUCACUACUUCAAAAUGCGCUGGGAGUACUCCCGGAUUCUCAUCCUCGACGUAUAUCGUUGGUGGUGAAUCUCGCUGCAUCUCUGUCAACCCACUUCGAACACAAGGGCGAAGUGGGUGAUUUGGACCGCUCUAUCGUGCUUUUACAGGAAAGCCUGAGUCCCAUGACCCAGCAAAUGCAUCCAGGCAACUGGAGAGCGCUCAACAACCUGGCAGCUGCCCUCUCAACCCGUUACAAACACAGCGGCCAGUUAGAAGAUUUGGAAGAAUCCAUUCGACUACAUAGGCACGCUCUUGACUUGAUACCAUCCCCUGCCUUACACCCGGAAUCCCUCAACAAUCUUGCUACCACGCUGUUCACUCAUUUUGAGCAUAAAGGCUCGCAAGAAAGCCUUCAGGAGGCAAUACUGCUCGAACGCGAGGCGCUCGACCUGCGCUCGCCCUCCGAUCCCCAGCGAUCCCUCUCAGUCAUCAACCUCGCUGCCCCCUUAUUCGCCCGGUUCGAGUUGGCGGGAUGUUUCCAAGACCUGGAAGACGCCAUCUCUCUCGAACGCGAAGCACUCGAACUAAGGGCAGAACCUCAUCCUGAUCGCUCCUCUUCCCUUCAACUUGGCAACGUCCCUCUUGGCUCGGGUCUCGCAGACUCGUUCCUAUCUUGUUUUGAGAGAAAGGGAGACUAUCGGGACUUGGAAGAAUGCAUUUCGUUCAACAGGAAAGCAUUGGAGCUAUCGAACGUGCCUCAUGAUGCUGCCAUUUCGUUGCACAGUAACCUCGCCCUUGCUCUUUCCAUUCGUUGUAAAGACAAAGGCUCGAUCAAGGACAUAGAGGAAGCUGUUCUGCUCCAGAGGCAGAUCCUUGAGCUACGGCCUGAAGCGCAUCCCCGUCACUCGUCGACCGUCUGUGAUCUCGCAAAAUCCCUUUGUGAUCGUUACGAGUACAAGGGCGAUUUAAACGACCUUCACGAAUGCAUUGCACUCCUCCGACAAUCGCUAGCCCUGAGACCCGAGCCCCAUCCAGACCGGCAUUCAUCCUUGACUCACCUUGCGUUGGCACUUCUUAAACGCUAUGACUGGUUGAAGGAGGACAUCGCGGACUUAGAAGAAAGUAUAUCCCUGUACCAACAAUCACUCUCGGUCUUACCACCUUCUCAUCCAAACCGAUUUGCGGCCCUUGGACAUUUCGCGGUUGCCAGAUGGAAAUGGUUCCUUAUCUCAGGGGACCAGGAGGAUCUCGACGCUGCCCUGAAGCUGUUCCGAGCACCCUCGGAGGAUAGUCUCGUUGCAGAGCACAAAGGCCUGGAAUGCCCUUCUCCCCAAGCACUCUGCCAACAGCGAGACGCCAUCAUCGAUGAGAUUCGUCAACUUCAGGGAUUCAAAGAUUUCUUGUCACCCCCUUCCACUGCUUUUCUCAAGAAGGCUGCGCACAACGGACCCGUCAUUUUCUUGAUCACCAGCAUGUAUGGGUGCGAUGCCUUGGUUCUGAACGAGGACGGUUGUUUAGAGCAUACACCUCUCCUCAUCCAAUACGAUGCCUUGAUCCACUUGAAAAAGGUUGUCCAGCAACUGGCCCAAGGUCAUUAUGCUAGCCUCGAUAUGAUCACAGAUGUUGCUUCAUCAAGGGGAGAAGGAACUCGCCUCAAGGCCCACCUGAAACCGCCCGGAACAGACUCAGAGAGCAUUCCUUCGGUUGACGAUGCUUUCCAAUCGGUUCUGGCAACUUUGUGGACGGAAAUUGUGAAACCCAUUAUUCAGACGCUCGCAUUGGCCAAAACCGAUUCUCCCAAAAGGAUUUGGUGGUGCCCCACUGGCCCGUUUGUUUUCCUUCCAGUUCAUGCUGCGGGGAUAUAUGCCGGCGAGGACGGAGGGAGCGACUGCUUAUCUGACUAUGCAAUCUCUUCAUACUGCUCGAGCCCGCAGGAACUCAUUUCUUCUUGCAGUGAACCAUCGGAAGACUUCAAGCUGCUUGUCGUGAUCGAACCCGAGUCCACAGAACCUGGUGCAAGGCCCCUCCCCUGGACGAAGGAGGAGCUGGAACGGAUUCGCUCUCAAGUUCCCAAUGCUGAGAGCCUCAUCCCUCGUGUUGGGUCGAAGGCGUCUCCGGUCCCUACCAGUGACCUAUUCGAAGACAUCAAGAAAUCGACCAUCGUUAGGGAAUGA